Molecule: messenger RNA, 2356 nt
Organism: Epinephelus lanceolatus (giant grouper)
Lineage: Eukaryota; Metazoa; Chordata; Actinopteri; Perciformes; Serranidae
Source: RefSeq, a predicted model, not a curated record
UAGCGAUUAAAUGUUAAAAUGGCUUGCCAUACCGCUACGGCAAGUGGAGAGCAGGAGCGAUUUGCUCAUCAAGCCAUACCACCAUGUCAGAGCAUAUGGCAAGCCGUUUUUCUUGAUUAUUUUGAAAGAUAUUACUGCUGUGUGUUUUUAUUUCUCUUCCUGAAGCAACACCCACAUCCUCUGCCAUAUCCCAGAGUUCAUUCCCACCACUCAACUGCCCCAGUACAAGAUGGGACCAUCCUUGUGGCUGAGAGUACCCAAGCUCAAAAUGUAGUUUCAGAUCAGGCUCUUCAAGAAUGGCGAGCAAUACGUGCCCAGCAAGACCAAGAAUGUAAUGAAACCUUGUUGGAGGACCAGGAAAAGGAGAUGAAGAAACUGGCUUAUCAGGCCUUUGAGGAAAAACGUCAAAAGGAAAUUAUCUCAGGUCAGCAAAAUGAUGGAGCUUAUGCCCUACACCAUGCAUCUCCUGAUCAGCCACUGCUGUCUGUGCCCUCCACCCAGCCUCCACUCUCUGUGCCCUCCACCCUGCCACUGCUGUCUCUGCCCUCCACCCAGCCACUGCUGUCUGUGCCCUCCUCCCAGCCACCACUCUCUGUGCCCUCCACCCUGCCACUGCUGUCUCUGCCCUCCACCCAGCCACUGCUGUCUGUGCCCUCCUCCCAGCCACCACUCUCUGUGCCCUCCACCCUGCCACUGCUGUCUCUGCCCUCCACCCAGCCACUGCUGUCUCUGCCCUCCUCCCAGCCACCACUCUCUGUGCCCUCCACCCAGCCACCACUCAACCUGUUCUCAUACACAACAGAAAUCCAAAUUCUUGAAGAUGGACCACUCACUCCUUCAUCUGCCCAGGAUCUAGACAUUAUUGUUGAUGAACAAGAGGAGCCAGUUUCACAAAGUCUGUCACCUGUAUCACAACAUCAACUGGGAGAACCUGUGGAUGAGACUGAUCUUCAGAACAUACUGAAAAAACUGGUCAGCAAAGUUGAUGAAAGCUUCUGUCCAACCAGCAACCAAAUAAAUGUAUGCAGGAAUAAUGUCUUGCUGUGUAGCCUGCGAGCAUUCAAACGUAGGAACUUCAACCCUGAAGCAAAAUUGGACGUUGUGUUUGUGGAUGAAGAUGGCAAUGGUGAAGGGGCAGUUGACGAAGGUGGGCCAACAAGAGAGUACCUAAGGCUGCUGAUGAGGGCCAUCCACCAGUCAAACAUCUUUGAGGGCCACGAGAAAGAUCGGCAGUUAUCUCUUGAUACUCAAGCUUUACAGACUAAUCUAUACACAUGGGUGGCAAAAAUGAUAGCUGUGUGUGUCGUUCAUGGAGGAGUUGGACCACAUUUCUUCUCUGAAAGGCUUUUCCAGCAGAUCUGUGGGAUACCAACAUCCCUCGCCAGUGUAGAUGAAGUUUGUGACCAUACCUUCAGGCAACAGUUAAUCAAAAUACAGGAAGCGACAACGGUCCAAGAGGCAAACAGUGCCAUUGCAGAGGCAGCAGACAGUCUCAGCAUUAUAGGUGCCUUGAGACAUGUCUCCAACCUGAAAGAGAAGGACUCCCUUGUCCAGUCUGCUGCAGACUUUUUUGUCAACGGAAGGAUGCAGACUGCCCUGGACCAGUUUGUCGAGGGGUUUAGAACCCUAGGAUUACUGGAGGAGCUUAGAGAGAAUCCAGCAGUGUUCCGCAGCAUGUUCGUCAGUGAGGAGAGGCCACUGCAGGCGAAGGACCUCUUCUCUCUAUUUGGAAUUGACUACUCUGUGCAGGGCAGCAACAAAAGAGCCAAAGAAAACAGCACAAUAUGCUAUUGGCGUGACUGGCUCAUUGAUAUCGAAGAAGGAGAAUGCAGUGCAAUCACACUUGAGAAGGUACUGGAGUUUACCUCUGGAGCCUCAACAGUGCCUCCACUCGGAUUUCCACACCGUCCACAAAUUCACUUCAUCCACGAAGCCAACAGAGUGUUUCCAGAGGCCAACACCUGCCUCAUAAUCCUCCGCUUGCCCAUACAUAGUGAUUAUGAGGACUUCAGCAAAUACAUGGAGGAGGGCAUUCUGCAGGCCCCUACUUUUGGUGUUGCGUGAACAGUCUCUGAAAGCAAUAGUUCACCUACAACAUGUGUCUAUGCAUUUAUGUUGUUCUUGCUACUGUUCCACUGUCACAUGUGACACAAAGAACUUAAUACUGGAAUACUGUUCCACCAAAUAAACUGUUGCUGUGCAGAGUUUUACAAUGUUUGUCAAAGUUUUAACUAUGAUUUCAAACAGGCAUUUUAUAAUGUUUACAAAAUUUACCAUGUUUACAUUCGGUACAACUCGUUGAGAGUUAAAUUAAGUGUAGAACUGAACCGAAAUAAAUGGAUUGUUUCAACCUAAA